UACCUGAUAAAUAUCCUGAAUACUUGUGGGUCAUUUACUAUCAAGUACAGUACUAAAUACAUUAGGCAACUCUUGAGUGAUAUUAAAAGCUAUGUUACCAAUUAUCAGGCUUUAAAACCUUUUUUUUAUUUUUUAUUUAUAGCUGCCACAUUUCAGAAAACGUUUCGGAGCCUUCAGCAUAUACACCCUAAGGUGGUAUAUCCAUCUUUGAACUUCUCUGCAUUUGAUGAUGAAAUGAAAGCACCCAUGAACAUGUUGCCACAUAAUGUACAAGUUCUAUAUCUGUCAAUCAAUCGAUAUGAGAGAAAGAAGGAUCUUGGUCUGGCAAUUUUAGCUUUAGCUGAGCUCAAGAGCAGGUUGUCAGAGAGUGAAUGGAAAAGUGUACAUCUUGUGAUGGCUGGAGGUUAUGAUGACAGAGUGAUUGAAAAUAAGCAACAUUAUCUUGAAUUACAGGUGCUAGUUGAAAAGCACCAACUUAUUAAACAUGUCACAUUCCUGCGAUCAUUUAGUGAUGCAGAAAAACUAUAUUUGUUAAAUUCCUGUUCUUGUUUAUUGUACACACCAAGCAAUGAACAUUUUGGUAUAGUACCUAUAGAAGCAAUGUACAUGAGUCGACCAGUUAUUGCAG
Molecule: messenger RNA, 628 nt
Organism: Anneissia japonica
Lineage: Eukaryota; Metazoa; Echinodermata; Crinoidea; Comatulida; Comatulidae
Product: alpha-1,3/1,6-mannosyltransferase ALG2-like
Exons: 2
Molecular function (GO): GDP-Man:Man(1)GlcNAc(2)-PP-Dol alpha-1,3-mannosyltransferase activity; alpha-1,3-mannosyltransferase activity
Source: RefSeq, a predicted model, not a curated record